CCCGACCCCGACCCGCUGCUGCCGCGCCGUCCCUCUGGCGCCAUGUCGCAGAGCGGGACCCCCGGACUGCAGGAGGAGAACUUGCAGGGCUCCUGGGUGGAAUUGCACUUCAGCAAUAACGGGAACGGGAGCAGCGUUCCAGCCUCUGUUUCUAUUUAUAACGGUGACCUGGAAAAAAUACUGCUGGAUGCCCAGCAUGAGUCUGGACGGAGUAGCUCGAAGAGCUCUCACUGUGACAGCCCACCUCGCUCACAGACCCCUCAAGAUACGACCCGAGCUUCGGAAAUAGACACCCACAGCAUCGGAGAGAAAAACAGCUCUCAGUCCGAGGAAGAUUAUAUCGAGAGAAGGAAAGAAGUUGAGAGCAUCUUGAAGAAAAACUCAGACUGGAUUUGGGAUUGGUCAAGUCGGCCAGAAAACAUCCCCCCCAAGGAGCUGCUGUUCAAGCACCCGAAGCGCACGGCCACGCUCAGCAUGAGGAACACGAGCGUCAUGAAGAAGGGGGGCAUCUUCUCUGCGGAGUUCCUGAAAGUCUUCCUCCCGUCCCUGCUGCUCUCGCACCUGCUGGCCAUCGGGUUGGGGAUCUACAUUGGAAGGCGUCUAACAACUUCCACCAGCACCUUUUGAUGAAGCACUGGAAGCCAGCUCUCGCCCCGUAGCGGGGUUUCUGUCGGGCUGGAGGCGGCACGAGGCGAAGAGCCGCCGCGGGCUGGGGCAGCUGCGCCACUGGAUGGGUCUGUCUGUUCUGUAAAUGCUGCGUUCCUAAUUGAGUAGAACGGAAGAAGAGUUAAAAAAAAAAAAACCAUGCCAACCUGUAAUCAUACCUAUGGGAACAAUUAGCAUGUCCUACUGAUUAACAUCUACUGUAAUAAUUUGGUAGUAAAUUUUGUUUGGAUAUUAUAAAUAUCGAAGUAUAAAUAAUUUUAACACUAGAUAUGACAUGUAGUAUUUCAACAAAAAUGAUCUGUAACCAGUUACUCAGUUUAAAAUACUUUAUAUUUGAAAAGAACGAAUAAUGUUUAUUAAAUAAUGACUA
Molecule: messenger RNA, 1036 nt
Organism: Odobenus rosmarus divergens (Pacific walrus)
Lineage: Eukaryota; Metazoa; Chordata; Mammalia; Carnivora; Odobenidae
Gene: BNIP3
Product: BCL2/adenovirus E1B 19kDa interacting protein 3
Exons: 6
Coding region: 43-627 (194 amino acids)
Biological process (GO): positive regulation of apoptotic process; mitochondrial outer membrane permeabilization
Cellular component (GO): mitochondrial outer membrane; mitochondrial envelope; nucleus
Source: RefSeq, a predicted model, not a curated record